AUGCAAGAACAGGGCUUCCGCGGGUCCGGCGCGCUCCCAUUGGCUGGCCCCGCCCUGAAACGUCACUGCCUGGAGGGGACUACUUUUUGCCGGAGGAGGGACACAGAAAACAACUUUUUUUUUCCUCUGCAAAAACUUUUCCAGGGUGGCCGGGAAGACGUCGCUUCCUGUCUACAGCCUACAGGCCGUGUUGUCCCGCCCAGAGAACGCGACUCUGAGGGUCUCGUCCUCUCCCGGGGGGCCCUUCCCCCGCCUUGUCCCUUGAAAAUUCAGCCCAGCCUCCUGGCAGGGGUCCUGAGGGUCCCUAGGGGCAGUUGGUCUAACGGGUGUCUCCUCUGUCCCAGGGCAUCCUGUGGCACAGAGUCCCACCGGAUGCUGAUCGUGAGCAUUGUUAUCAGUGUUGUGCUGGUCCUUGCUGGGACGGGCACAGCUGGAUACUUCCACAUCUGGACAGCUUGGAGAGAGAAGCCUUGCAGUGCUCCGAGCUGGCUACAUCUAGAGCCCAUCAUGCCCGGAGCCACCCGCACCCCAGUCCUGGGUGAGGGGCUGCACUGUGCCCUGGGAGGUGGCGACAUAGAAGAAGAAAGGAAGCCUUGCAGCGCUCCGGUAAGCGGAGCCUGCGAUGACUGUGAAAGCUUGGCUGGACCUGCAUGUAAAAUCUAAAUGACCAAAUAAAAAUAACAGUGCAUCUUGCACAAGAAUGCAAGAUCAUGGCUUGGACCAUGCAAAA
Molecule: messenger RNA, 730 nt
Organism: Alligator sinensis (Chinese alligator)
Lineage: Eukaryota; Metazoa; Chordata; Crocodylia; Alligatoridae
Exons: 7
Coding region: 1-663 (220 amino acids)
Source: RefSeq, a predicted model, not a curated record